CACAAAUCAUUCAUCUCUCUAAACAAAAAUAAUAGAACAAAAACAAGAGAGAAAACAAAAAAGAAAAAUAGACAAGGAACACAAUGAAGGAAGCAUCGGUGAUAGUCGUCGGAGCUGGAACUUCUGGCUUAGCCACAGCUGCGUGCUUAACCAAGCAAUCCAUACCUUAUAUCAUCCUUGAGAGAGAAGACUGUUUUGCUUCUCUGUGGCAGAAAUACACCUAUGAUCGUCUUCAUCUUCAUCUAAGAAAGCAAGUUUGUGAGCUACCCCACUUUCCAUUUCCUGCAUCUUAUCCUCACUAUGUACCUAGGAAGCAAUUCAUAGAGUACUUAGACAACUACGUGAAUCACUUCAAGAUCAACCCUUUGUACCAGAGAGCCGUGGAGCUAGCUCAAUAUGAUGAUGAGAAAUGGAGGGUCAUGGCUAAGAAUAGGACCUCUGGUCAUGUUGAGGAAUAUGCUGGAAGGUUCUUGGUGGUAGCUUGUGGCGAAACUGCUGAACCUCGUGUUCCUGAGGUUGAAGGGUUAGGGAGUUUCAAAGGGAAAGUGCUUCAUUCUACAGGGUAUAAAAAUGGGAAGGAGUUUAAAGAUGAGCAUGUUCUGGUUGUUGGAUCUGGCAAUUCUGGCAUGGAGAUUGCAUUAGACUUGGCCAAUUUUGGUGCCAAACCUUCCAUUAUUGUUCGAAGCCCGGUUCAUUUUCUUUCAAGGGACAUGAUGCAUUAUGCCACGCUUUUGUUCAAAUAUCUGUCCCCAAGCACGGUUGAGAAACUGUUGGUGAUUGUUAGCAGGAUUGUGUAUGGAGAUCUUAGCAAGUAUGGGAUACCUUUUCCCAGUGAGGGCCCUUUCACCAUGAAGAUGAAGUACGGCAAGUUCCCAAUAAUUGACUUGGGAACUGUGAAGAAAAUCAAAUCUGGAGAGAUACAGGUGUUGCCAACGGAAAUAGAGAGCAUGAGAGGUAACCAAGUCUUGUUCCGGGAUGGCAGGUCGCACCCAUUUGACUCAAUUGUUUUUUGCACAGGCUUCAAGAGAUCAACUCAAAAGUGGCUUAAGGGGGGUGAUGAUCUUCUGAAUGAGGAUGGUUUUCCAAAGCCAAGUUUCCCAAACCAUUGGAAGGGUAAGAAUGGUUUGUACUGCGUUGGACUAUCGAGGAGGGGAUUUUAUGGAGCUAAACUCGAUGCCCAGAACGUAGCAAAUGAUAUUGCUUCAUUAAUUCCUCAACAAGAAAGAAAAGAAAUUUGUGUCAUGUGAAACAAACAGUUUUAUCUGUUAUGUUUGGCUUAAGUAUGAACUCUGUUGCAGAUUUAGUUUGAAACAGUGAAUGUGUGGUAUUAGUAAUGCACACAAACUAAACACAUGGGAAAAGGAAACAAAAAAAGUAACACACAGCAAGCAAGUACAUAGUUAUGCAGAUAAGAAAUGGAUUUUAUAUCUGUAAUAUGUAACAUAAUUUUCCUAUACAUACAAUUUUACGUGGGUCUAGUCUCUUGA
Messenger RNA from Gastrolobium bilobum, 1487 nucleotides. Its product is annotated as probable indole-3-pyruvate monooxygenase YUCCA10. Lineage: Eukaryota; Viridiplantae; Streptophyta; Magnoliopsida; Fabales; Fabaceae. The record is from RefSeq and is a predicted model, not a curated record. The transcript is spliced from 4 exons. The coding region runs from base 84 to 1247 and encodes 387 amino acids. Gene Ontology annotation, molecular function: NADP binding; flavin adenine dinucleotide binding; N,N-dimethylaniline monooxygenase activity.